Molecule: messenger RNA, 2766 nt
Organism: Closterium sp. NIES-65
Lineage: Eukaryota; Viridiplantae; Streptophyta; Zygnematophyceae; Desmidiales; Closteriaceae
Source: the annotation of a GenBank genome assembly
AUGGAGGGCGUAAGCGGAGCAGGGAGGGGAGGGGCAGAAAGAGGAGGAAACGGAGGAGGGAAGAGCUUAAGUGAUGGGCAGGGAACGUGCGAGAGAAGGGAGGAGAGGAGGGUGGUCCAGAGAAGAACAGUUGAGGGUUUGGGGUUUUCGAGAGGAGUGAGCGAGGGAGGUAAUGUGAAGCGAGAGAGUGAGGAGGAAAUUGAGAUGGUGGUGAGUGAAGGAGGUGUGUUGGGAAGGGAUAGUGUGGAAGCGGCUUUGCAGAGGAGAGGAGGAGGAGAGGAGGAGGAGGAGGAGGAGGAGGAGGAGGAGGAGGAGGAGGAGGAGGAGGAGGAGGAGGAGGAGGAGGAGGAGGAGGAGGAGGAGGAGGAGGAGGAGGAGGAGGAGGAGGAGGAGGAGGAGGAGGAGGAGGAGGAGGAGGAGGAGGAGGAGGAGGAGGAGGAGGAGGAGGAGGAGGAGGAGGAGGAGGAGGAGGAGGAGGAGGAGGAGGAGGAGGAGGAGGAGGAGGAGGAGGAGGAGGAGGAGGAGGAGGAGGAGGAGGAGGAGGAGGAGGAGGAGGAGGAGGAGGAGGAGGAGGAGGAGGAGGAGGAGGAGGAGGAGGAGGAGGAGGAGGGAGGAGGAGGAGGAGGAGGAGGAGGAGGAGGAGGAGGAGGAGGAGGAGGAGGAGGAGGAGGAGGAGGAGGAGGAGGAGGAGGAGGAGGAGGAGGAGGAGGAGGAGGAGGAGGAGGAGGAGGAGGAGGAGGAGGAGGAGGAGGAGGAGGAGGAGGAGGAGGAGGAGGAGGAGGAGCGGCAGGAGGAGCAGCAGUCGCAGGGGCAGGAGGACCAGAAGGAAGAGCAGCAGGAGGAGCGGCAGGAGGAGCGGCAGGAGGAGGAGCAGGAGGAGUAGUAGGAGGAGCAGCAGCAGGAGCAGCAGGAGGAGGAGCAGGAGGAGUAGUAGGAGGAGCAGCAGCAGGAGCAGCAGGAGGAGGCGCAGAGCAGGCAAUAGAGGCUCCAUCCCAAGCCGUUUCCUCCUAUGCUGCUGCAUCCCAAGCAUCUCCCUCUUAUGCUGCCGCUCCAUCCCAGGUUCCCCUACCCCCUUCACCUUCAUCAGCACUUGCUGCUUCCCCUGGUGCGGUAGACAGAGUUUUUUCGGGCAGGGCGGAUUCUUCGCGGGCAGAUGCUUCUUGGGCGGAUUUUUCCCGGGCGGAUUUUUCUCGGGCAGCUUUUUCUCGGGCGGAUUUUUCCCAGGCAGAUGCGUCCGAGCCAACGCGGUUUGCCUUGCCUCGGGAGCUGCCCGUGCCUGGGAGCGAGGCAGUGGCAGCAGCAGGAAGGUUCCGAUCUCCUGAGGAGUUUAUGAGGAGGCAACUCACUGCCAUGGCUGAGGCUGUGGAGAACAGAGACAUGGCACAAGUGCAGCAGGCAUACUUGCAGCUGAAGCCUCUCGCGCGGCCCAAGGGGAUGGCGAUGGAGAGAUUGAUUCACUAUAUGGUGGAGGGGCUCUUCAAGAGACUGCAAGGGAACGGGUACCAGCACUUCAACACUCCCGUUCGGAAAACUCCCAAGGAGCUGGAUGAAGCACGUGCCUGGUUCGCUACAAGCACGCCGUACCCCGCCUUUGGCAACAUGGCAAUAACGGGGAUGUUUCUGCACGCCGUCUCCUCCGCCUCCCACGUCCACCUCAUCGACUUUGGAGAACUCCUUCCCUUCCACCUGCCCACCAUCAUGGAACUUUUUGCUGCCCGCCCGGGCGGCCCGCCGCACCUCCGUGUCACGGGGCUGGACACAACGACUUUCGUCUGCCCGGGGCGGAAGGAUUUUAAGAGCCUGCGGGCAGUGGCGGAGGUGGGGAGGAGGUUGAGGGGGAUGGCGAUGCGGCUGGGCGUGCCUUUCGAGUUUGAGUAUAUCGAUAUUGACGAGAACCAACUGCACCUUCUGUACCAGGUGAAGAGGAGGUGGAGUGAGACGCUGGUGGUGUGCGCACAUCUCGAGCUCAUGAAUUUUCCAGACGAUUCUGUUGUGGACCAUGGGCCCAGAGACUGCAUUCUCAGGUGGAUCCACGACUUAAAGCCCGCGCUCUUCACGUUUGUAGAGAUGGAUCUAGACUCCAACGCCCGCCCCUUCCUCUCCCGCUUCCAACACAUUCUCGACCAUCAUCUCUCCGUCUUCUGCUCGCACGACGCUCUUAUCGGCGCCGCCGACAAACGCCUGCUCUCCAUUUUCGAGGAGCUUUAUUUCGGCCGGACGAUUGUGAAUAUUGUGUCGUGUGAAGGGGUGGAACGGGUUCACCGGCCGGAGACGCUUGACCAAUGGCGGGGGAGGAUGCUCAGGCUAGGUGUCCCUCCUGUUAGUCGCACGCCGUGCGUUAGUAAUCCGAUCAAACUCGCGCGGCGGGGAGGGAUGGAGCUGGAGGAGGCGGCGCGGGAGCGGAAAGAGCGGCUGCGAGCGUUACGGGAGGCGGCGUCGAUCGUGACAACAGGCGGCGAGAAAACGGCUAGCCUGCUAGCAGACGGCGACGAUGGAAAGGAGAACGAGCCUGUGGCGGAGGUUCGGUUCCGGAGCUACUUGCCUCGGGACGACCAGCUGAUGGAGAGGAAGCUUCCUCCAGCGCAGCUCCCCAAGUUCCAGGAACCUACCGCCGCCCAGCCACUGUUCUUAGACCCGAACGAGGACCCAGUAACAGCCAUCGCUCCUCGCAAGCCCAACUGGGACUUACGGCGGGAUGUGGCGAAGCGGCUAGCGAAGCUGGAGAGACGGACGCAGCGAGCGAUGGUCGAACUCAUGAGUACGUGA